This is a messenger RNA of Xyrauchen texanus (razorback sucker), 2773 nucleotides long. It is a transcript of the gene fbxw8, whose product is annotated as F-box and WD repeat domain containing 8. The transcript is spliced from 11 exons. The record is from RefSeq and is a predicted model, not a curated record. Gene Ontology annotation, molecular function: protein binding. Lineage: Eukaryota; Metazoa; Chordata; Actinopteri; Cypriniformes; Catostomidae. Bases 104 to 2005 code for a protein of 633 amino acids. Gene Ontology annotation, cellular component: preribosome, large subunit precursor.
UAUGUGUUUUGACGGUAACUGGCUGUUUUUGUUCCCCACAAGACUGUCACCUGUUUUACACGUUUAUGUUCAUGAAUGUAAACACAACAUGGCCAUCGUUUAAAUGGGGAUGGAAGAGGACGAGCUGUCGACCUUCCGGGAGCGCUGGAAACACGAGUUAGAUAAAAAGACCAAGACAGACAAAAACAAAGAGGGAUAUUUUGGGCAUCCCAGUAAAGACAGUUCAUCUUGUCCUAAAAACAGUAGUUUUUGGGAGAAACAGAGUGAUGCAGCACAGCAGGCUCAGCCCAGACCAAAAGAGCAGCCGCAGUGCGUGUCUAUCGCGGAGGGUUUGUUGGACGGCAGGACGAGUCCUCUUCUGGACAGAAUCGAGCAGGAGAGAACGCGCAGGAAGCGCGCACCCGAGAGUGAGGCACUCAACACAGGCGCGCCGCCGAAAAAAGUCAACGCAUGCCAUAAACUGCUCGACCAGUUCCUGCAGGACCUGAAUGAGGUGAAUGACAUCCCAUUCUUUGAUGCGGAGUUGCCUUAUGAGCUGGCACUGAAGAUUUUCCAGUUCCUGAGCAGAACAGAUCUGGGACGAUGUGCUCAGAUAAGUAAGCCCUGGAAGGUUCUAGCUGAAGAUGAGGUUCUGUGGCAUAGAUUGUGUCUGAAAGAAGGUUAUCACAGUGGGGCAAGUAUCUCUGACUCCCCCUGCUGGAAGAGCACUCUCAGAGACUGUCGUAACACAGAGAGCAUUGUGAAGGCGAACUGGAAGAAUCGUGUUGGGUCCAUUCUCCACCUGCAGUAUGAAUUAGGAAAGGUGUUAUGUGACAUUAGUUCCUGUGCUGGUCUUGUAAUCGCUGGAUACACCUCCGGUGAUGUCCGCUUGUGGGACACACUUCAUUGGGACACGUCUUACCUGCACCCCACACAUUCCAUCAGAGAUGAGAGUCCAGCACCGCAUGUCAGUCAUGUGCGUGUCAAUAAGGCCAUAGCCACAGCAGCUUAUGAGAAUGGGUGUGUGGACGUUUGGAGCACUGAAACUGGUCUUGAUCCCAUUCAUCAGUACCAGCACCUCCAGAGGGUUCAUGCUCUGGAUCUGAGUCCAGAUAGUCCUGCUUUGGCCUCUGCAGCAGGACCAGAGGUGCGAGUGGAUGCCCCAGAUGAGAAGGGCUACUGGAGAUCACAAUGUCUUGUUCAGUUACCCAAGCCUGUAGAUGGCGUAUUGGUGGUGCCAGGCAGGCGGAACUUCCCUUUGGUCACAGCAUGGGCAGGUGAGAGCGUUUACCUGCUGGAUUCCAGAUGGAAAGAUGAACAGGAGCCAAAACUGCUUCACUCUGUAUAUGGCCAUCCAGUGACCUGUGUAGAUGUGUCAGCCAGCAGAGCUGCUCUAGGUGUCAAGAGCUGCGGAUGGGGCAUGAAUGAUGGAGGCAACAAGAUUCAGGUGUAUAACCUGGAGACCAGCCAAUCAGAGCUGACCGUGGGGAACUCGGCGGGAGACUUCACCUGCGUCAACCUGAGAGACAGCCCCCCUCACCUGCUGGUGUGUGGGAAUAAAGACAGGCGAGUGAGAGUGUUUGAUUUGCGUACUGGUUCCUCAGUGGUCUCCUUAUACGCCCAUCACAUGGGCGUGACCGCUGUCCAGGCAGAUGAUUGGAAGAUUGUCAGUGGUGGUGCAGAGGGAUUGGUCAGUGUGUGGGAGAUGAGGAUAGGAGCCAAACUCUGGGAAAUGCACAACAGGCACCCUGUUCGCCACAUACGCUUUAACACCAGCACCCUAGUGACUGCUAACAUCCCAGAAGAGAAGAACCCUCGGGGGGCUUGUAUCACAGACGAUGACCUCACUGCUCACCGCAGAUACAGAGGACUGAUCUGUCACUAUGAUUUCUCCUUGGACUCAUCUACACAAGAUCAUAUCCUGCCCAUCUGCAGGUCCAACUACACAGAAUCCACUGGUUACAACUACAACAUUGGCUUAGCCAUGCCGUAUGACAUAUUGAAUGGCUCUUAUGUUAACAUAUGAUAUACAUUUGGUCUGGGUUGUACAGAUGAGGUUAGUGUAUAAUUUACUGUUCUAUGCUGAUCUGGAAUCACAUUCAAUUAAAAUACAUUUAUUAUAAUUUGUGAAUGAGAACCUGGACAGAUAUUUUCAUAUAAAAAAGGAAUAGUUCACCCAAAAAUGAUAAUUCUCUCAUAAUUUAUGCUCUGCACAUGCGUCAAGCACAAGGAAGUUUAAUCAAGCUUCAGAUAAUGAUUCAGCAAGGAAACUGCAGAUCUCAAGAUUUAUUGUGAAAAAGGAGUUUCUCAACCAAAACCGAUCCUAUCUUUUCAGAAGUCAUGGAUUAAACCACUUGAGUCGAGUGGAUUACCUUUAUGCUGACUUUUUGGAGCUUGAAAGUAUUGGACACCCCAUUGACUUGCAUUGUAUUUAUCCUUCAAAAAAAACUUUAUUUGUGUUCCACAGAAGAAAGAAAGUCAUACGAGUUCGAGACAGCAUAAGGGUGAGGAAAUUAUUUUUGGGUGGACUAUUACUUUAAGAGUAAUGUACAAGGAAGAGAACACUUAUUUUCUGCUGGAUUUAAAUGGUUUCUCGCCAAAAUGAAUUCUGUUUCCUUCGGGUUUAUCUAGAUGUUUGCUUUUUAAAAGUGUAUCAUGUUUUGUGCUUGUACAUUUGUUUUAGUCCACAUUAAUAUUAAAUCAGAAUCGCAGAACAUGAUUAUGUACUGUAGUUUAUAUACCCAUGUAAUUAUUUGUGUAAUACCUCAAUGACUGCAUAGAAACAUCCAAAUCU